Helianthus annuus (common sunflower) is the source of this 2503-nucleotide messenger RNA. Its product is annotated as BEL1-like homeodomain protein 8. The transcript has 6 exons. The coding region runs from base 369 to 2366 and encodes 665 amino acids. Gene Ontology annotation, biological process: regulation of transcription by RNA polymerase II. Gene Ontology annotation, molecular function: RNA polymerase II cis-regulatory region sequence-specific DNA binding; DNA-binding transcription factor activity, RNA polymerase II-specific. The record is from RefSeq and is a predicted model, not a curated record. NCBI's taxonomy places the organism in Eukaryota, Viridiplantae, Streptophyta, Magnoliopsida, Asterales, Asteraceae.
CCAUCCAUCCAACCCCCGUCAACUCCGCCGCAGGCAAUCCAAUAUCAUCGUAACGCCGUUAAAUCUCUAGGUCUGUCUGUAACACUCUAAAAAGCCAACUGCACUUCAUUAUCACCUUUGCAAUCAUUGUCCUUCACACUCUCCUCUUAUUCUUCUUCUUCUUUCUCCUCCUCCAUCGACGACGACGUCGUUUCAACAUUCUCCGGCCACUGAACAUUCUCAUAUUUUAACUUAAUAUAAAGAAAUGAAGUCUUAACACUUCAUUACGUUAAAAUACCCGACAACCUAACAGCAGCAAACUUGAAGUUUUGACAGUUGUUAAUCAAGUUAUUAUAUUAUAACUUUUUGUAACAAAUUUUGUGAGUUUAAUGGAUAUGAACAAUUUAAGAACGGAAUCUCAUGUAGCCCAGAAGAUCCGGCGACAUAAGUUAAGGUUUCAGCAAAACUCCGACGACCCGACCCACCAACAGUUACCACAAGACCCGAACUUCGAAGCUCCACGACCCAGAUACGGACCCGUUUCGUACGACCCGAAUGUAUUCCCUCAAGAAAUGCUUAAUUCCAUUGCUAUGUUACAACAACCUAACCAUGGUUUUGUAGAUCAAGAAUCUUGUUCCGGUUCGGGCUCCAGGUCGGGUAUGGGUACGGGUUCGGGUCAAGGUAACCUGCAAACCGGUGGGAAUGAGUGGAGUGUUGUUGCUCCGAUGAAUAUUGAUCAAAGUUAUAAUAAUAAUAAUGAAGAUUUGCAAAAUGGGUUGCAAAAUAUUCAAGUGUUUGGUUGUUCACCGUUUUACCAAAAUACCCUUCAAGAAGUUGUGACAUCUGCCACCGUUGGAUCACAUGUUGAUCAAAGUAAGAAUGUGUUGGAGAUGAAUCAGUCUAUACCUUGUUGGAUGAAUGGUUCUGAUCAGUUAGGGUUUGUUGGUAAUAGGAAUAAUAAUAAUAAUAAUGAUCAUGGUACAAUUGAGAAUAGUCAUAUCACACAAGGGUUAUCUUUGUCAUUAUCAUCCGUUCCUCAAACGAAGACUGAGUACCCGAACCUACUUUCGGGUUUGAAACCGUUGAAAGUUGAGAAUGUAACGAUUUCAGACCCGAAACAGUUGGUGGGUGUGUCUUGUUUUAGGAGUAUGGGCCCGCUUGGCCCGUUUACGGGUUACGCAACGAUUCUUAAGAAUUCGAAGUACUUGGAGCCUGCUCAAGAGUUAUUGAGUGAUAGUUGUGAUGUUGGGGGUGCUCAUGAGUUGGUUCAAACAUGUGAUAGCACACAUAAGAUUCUUGAAGAAGAAAUGAGUCGGGUUUCGGGUGAGUCGGGUGCAUCGUCUUCCACUAUUUAUGGUGCAAGUGAACAUGUUACUGGCCGGAGUAGCGCUCUUUCGGAGUCGUAUCUCCCGGAGUUUCAUCAUAAGAAGGCUAAGUUGAUAUAUAUGCAAGAAGAGGUAUGCAGAAGAUACAAACAAUAUCAUCAACAGAUGCAAAUGGUGAUUUCGUCUUUUGAAACAGUUGCGGGGCUUGCUACUGCGACACCUUACGUUUCUUUGGCUCUAAAGUCUGUUUCGCGACACUUUCACUUUGUGAAAAAUGCCAUUUCUGAGCAACUCACACAAAUGAAGAAAACCUUUGACGAUUUGUGUUCUCCUAGUAAAACUUUUGAUGCUAAUAAUGCAACUGAUUCGUUGAGAUCUAUUGAACAUAACUUGCAAAGACAUGGGAAAUCUAGUAGCGGAACAGGCUUUUUAGGAAACCAACAACCUGUGUGGCGGCCUCAACGAGGCCUUCCUGAACGCGCUGUCUCGGUUUUGAAAGCUUGGUUAUUUGACCAUUUUCUGCACCCGUAUCCUUCGGAUGCAGACAAGCAUAUGUUGGCAACUCAAACCGGAUUAACAAGAAAUCAGGUUUCAAACUGGUUCAUAAAUGCACGAGUGCGCAUAUGGAAGCCGAUGGUUGAAGAAAUACAUACCCUUGAAACAAAAGGCUUAGCCGCCUCGAGCUCAAACAAACCUCUAGCUGACGGUCAAGACACGAGCCGUGUGGACAUGGGCUCAAUGACAAACAAGCAACAACCCGAGAGUUCAAGGACUUCUGGCGCCUUAACGGUAACAAACGGUCAAAAUGAACCAAAUGAGCAACUAUGGAAUCAAGAGAAACGGGCCAGGCCCGAUUAUCAAAUCCCUCAAGCCACAAUGGACCGAUCCUUUACAAACAUGAUGCCGUACCCACGAGCCGCAUUUGAGGCAGGUGGGGUCGGGCCCGUUUCGCUUACGUUAGGACUCUGGCAGAACGCGGAACAUGUACAACAGUUGCAGCAGCAUGAACAUCAGUUUCGACAGCAUUUCGGAGGUCACUUGAUUCAUGAUUUUGUGGGGUAGUUUUGUAAUAAUUCCACUGGGAUAAAAACACUACAUUAGCAUCAAGAAAUCCUACAAGGUGCAAAAUAUAUAAUUGUAAUUUCAGGAAUUUAAUUAGAAUUACUGCAAUGGUAGAUUGGCAUAUUAAUUGGUUAUCA